AUGAGCAUACAAACUGAUUCCGAUAAGCGCAAGCAGAUAUCUGUUCGGGGUAUCGUUGCUGUUGAAAAUGUUACAGAAGUAAAGAAGGCUUUUAAUCGUCAUGUGCAUUAUACCUUGGUAAAGGACCGAAAUGUCGCUACUCCAAGAGAUUAUUAUUUCGCUCUUGCACAUACUGUUCGUGAUCAUCUUGUUUCACGCUGGAUCCGCACUCAACAAUAUUACUAUGAAAAAGAUCCCAAGAGGGUCUACUACUUGUCCUUGGAGUACUAUAUGGGUCGAUCAUUGCAAAAUACAAUGAUUAAUCUGGGUAUCCAGGGCACUGUAGAUGAGGCUUUGUAUCAGUUGGGCUUAGAUAUUGAAGAAUUAGAGGAACUUGAGGAAGAUGCUGGUCUCGGUAACGGGGGACUUGGUCGUUUGGCAGCUUGCUUCCUCGAUUCCAUGGCUACUCUUGGGUUAGCAGCAUAUGGCUAUGGCAUCAGGUACGAGUACGGCAUAUUCGCGCAGAAGAUCGAAAACGGGGAACAGCAGGAGGAGCCCGACGACUGGCUCCGGUUCGGCAACCCGUGGGAGAAGGCGCGCCCAGAGUUCAUGCUGCCGGUGAACUUCUACGGGCGUGUUGUCGACACCCCGCAAGGCAAGAAGUGGGUGGACACUCAGGUGGUGUUCGCGAUGCCAUACGAUAACCCGAUCCCCGGUUACAACAACAAUGUGGUAAACACGCUGAGGUUAUGGUCCGCCAAGAGCCCGAUCGAUUUCAACCUCAAGUUCUUCAACUCCGGAGACUACAUCCAAGCUGUCUUAGACCGAAACGUUGCCGAGAACAUUUCUAGAGUGCUUUAUCCCAACGACAACUUCUUCGAGGGCAAGGAGUUGCGUCUGAGGCAGGAGUACUUUAUGUGCGCGGCUACCCUGCAGGACAUCAUAAGGAGAUACAAGGCGUCCAAAUUCGGCUCCCGCGAGGCCGUCAGGACGACGUUCGAGAGCCUUCCCGAAAAGGUGGCAAUACAGCUCAACGACACCCACCCCGCUCUAGCCAUUCCCGAGCUGCUCAGAAUAUUGAUUGACAUCGAGAAAGUUCCGUACGAAGAGGCCUGGAGUCUGGUAGUGAAGUGUUGCGCUUACACCAACCACACGGUGCUUCCCGAGGCGUUGGAGCGAUGGCCCGUCUCAAUGCUGGAGAACUGCCUGCCGAGGCACAUGCAGCUGAUAUACCACAUCAACUUCCUCCACCUGCAAGAGGUGCAGAAGCGCUGGCCAGGCGACACGGACCGCCUGCGGCGCAUGUCCCUAAUAGAGGAGGAGGGGGAGAAACGCGUCAACAUGGCGCACCUGAGCGUGGUGGGCUCGCACGCGGUGAACGGCGUCGCCGCCAUCCACUCGGACAUCCUCAAGGCGACCAUCUUCCGCGACUUCUACGAGAUGUGGCCGGAGAAGUUCCAGAACAAGACGAACGGCAUCACGCCCAGGCGGUGGCUGCUGCUGUGCAACCCCGGCCUGUCGGACCUGAUAUGCGACAAGAUCGGCGACGAGUGGACCGUCCACCUGGAGAAGUUGCAGCAGCUCAAGCGCUGGUCCAAGGAUCCCGCCUUCCAGCGGGCAGUGAUGAAGGUGAAGCAGGAGAACAAGCUGCGGCUCGCCUCGCUCAUCGAGAGGGACACCGGGAUCAAGAUCAACCCGGCGUCCAUGUUCGACAUCCAGGUGAAGCGGAUCCACGAGUACAAGCGCCAGCUGCUGAACAUCCUGCACGUGAUCACUCUUUACAACAGAAUCAAGCGCGACCCCACGGCCGCCAUCACUCCCCGCACGGUUAUGAUCGGCGGGAAGGCCGCCCCCGGAUACUACAUCGCCAAGCAGAUCAUCGCACUGGCUUGCGCGGUUGGCAACACCGUGAACAACGAUCCGGACGUCGGUGACAAGCUGAAGCUGAUAUUCCUCGAGAACUACCGUGUAACACUGGCGGAGCGCAUCAUGCCGGCGGCCGACCUCAGCGAGCAGAUCUCCACGGCGGGAACAGAAGCUUCUGGAACUGGCAACAUGAAGUUCAUGCUCAACGGCGCCCUCACCAUCGGCACUAUGGAUGGAGCCAACGUGGAAAUGGCGGAAGAAGCCGGUGAGCAGAACAUGUUCAUUUUCGGCAUGAGGGUGGACGAUGUUGAGGCACUCCAAAAGCGCGGGUACAACGCGUACGAGUACUACGAGCGCAACGCCGAGCUGAGGCAGUGCAUCGAGCAGAUCCGCAGCGGCUUCUUCUCGCCGAGCGAUCCCGGCCGCUUCGCCAGCGUGGCCGACGUGCUGCUGCACCACGACCGCUUCCUGCACCUGGCUGACUACGAGGCGUAUAUCCAGGCCCAGGACAAGGUCUCCGCCGUCUACCAGAACCAGGCGAAGUGGGCCGAGAUGGCUAUCGAGAACAUCGCGUCUUCCGGAAAGUUCUCCUCCGACCGGACCAUAGCGGAGUACGCGCGCGAAAUAUGGGGCGUGGAGCCCUCCUGGGAGAAGUUGCCCGACCCCCAUACGUCCGCU
Iphiclides podalirius (scarce swallowtail) is the source of this 2523-nucleotide messenger RNA. NCBI's taxonomy places the organism in Eukaryota, Metazoa, Arthropoda, Insecta, Lepidoptera, Papilionidae. The record is from the annotation of a GenBank genome assembly.